AUGGCACACAUAUUCGCCAUCGCGCCCACCGUCAAGGGCUACACCAACGGCCGCCUGACCAAACCAGGAGAGGCAACCACGUUCCCAGAAACCCAGGUCUUCAGCGGCUUCAACAAGCCGUCCCGCUUCGAGGGCGACGUCUUCGACCUCGAGGUCACGGGGACGAUCCCCAAGGAGAUAAAUGCGACCUUCUAUCGCAUCCAGCCGGACCACCGGUUCCCGCCGCUGUUCGAGGACGACGUGCACUUCAACGGGGACGGCUCCGUCACGGCGAUCCGCAUCGCCAACGGCCAUGCGGACUUCAAGCAGAGGUACGUGCAGACGGACCGGUACAAGGCCGAGACGGCGGCUCGGCGGAGCCUCUUUGGCCGGUACAGGAACCCGUUUACAGAUAACGAGAGCGUCAAGGGGGUCAUCCGCACAGCCAGCAACACCAACAUUACCUUCUGGCGGGGAAUGCUGCUCGCAACUAAGGAGGAUGGCCCACCAUUUGCUAUGGACCCCGUGACUCUCGAGACCCUGGGCCGGUAUGACUUUGAGGGCCAGAUCAAGGCGCCGACGUUCACCGCGCACCCAAAGUUCGACCCCGACACGGGCGAGAUGAUUUGUUAUGCUUAUGAAGCAGGAGGGAACGGAAAUGAUGGCUCUCUCGAUAUCAUCAUGUGGACGAUCGAUGCGGAUGGCAAGAAGACCGAGGAAGCGUAUUACAAGGCGCCGUUUGCCGGCAUGAUCCAUGACAUAGGAUGCAGCCCGAAUUAUGUGGUAUUGCCGUUGACGCCUCUCAAGGUCAAUAUGGACAGGAUGAAGAGAGGAGGCGAGAAGUUCUCGUGGGACCCGAACGAGGACCAAUGGUAUGGUCUUGUGCCUAGGCGAAAUGGAAAGCUCGAAGACGCCAUUUGGUUUAGAGCCGAUAAUGCUUUCCAGGGCCACAUCGCAGGCUGCUACGAGAACGAAGACGGCCACGUCGUGGUGGAUUUGACCGUCGCCGACGGAAACGUGUUCUUUUGGUGGCCUCCUGAUGAGAAUAUAACGCCCACGCAGCCAGGCAAGGUUUCCAAGCGGGACCAGCUCAACAGCCAGACGACGCGCUGGAUCCUCGACCCAAAGGCGAAGACCAACACACGCAUCACGCCCGCCUUUGUGUGGAAUAUAAACGGCGAGUUCAGCCGAAUCGACGAUAGGUGGGUUACCCGGCGCUAUCGACACUUCUGGCAAGCAAAAGUCGACCCGUCGAAACCGUACGACUUCCAGAAGUGUGGCCCUCCCGCGGGCGGUUUGUUCAACAGCCUCGGGCACUACACCUGGGACCCGGACAACGAGCUCGCGAGCGGCGAGGAGGACACGUACUUCUUCGGGCCGACGUCGACGGUCCAGGAGCCGAGCUUCAUCCCCAAGAGCGAUGACGCCGCCGAGGGCGAGGGGUACCUGAUCGCGCUCGUGAACCGGCUCGACGAGCUGAGGAACGAUGUUGCUAUUUUCGACGCGCAGAAUCUAUCGCAGGGCCCGCUGGCCGUGAUUCACCUGCCGCUGAAGCUGAAGCUGGGCCUGCAUGGCAACUUUGUCGACCACCGGGAUAUCGAGGCGUGGCAGAGGAGGAGGGAGGCUGGCGGGGAUGUUGGGCCUGUCAAGAUCGCUACUGAGCCGCUUCCGUGGCAGAAGGAACUUGCGAAUGGGGCUGUUAACGGGCAGAAUGGUGCUAAUGGCUCGCAUUGA
This is a messenger RNA of Diaporthe citri, 1713 nucleotides long. RefSeq lists its product as uncharacterized. NCBI's taxonomy places the organism in Eukaryota, Fungi, Ascomycota, Sordariomycetes, Diaporthales, Diaporthaceae. The transcript has 3 exons. Bases 1 to 1713 code for a protein of 570 amino acids. Gene Ontology annotation, molecular function: carotenoid dioxygenase activity. The record is from RefSeq and is a predicted model, not a curated record. Gene Ontology annotation, biological process: carotene catabolic process.